ACCGGGGUUCAGCAACAUUCACUGCGGCUAGGACGCGUACAGGUCACUGAGGCAGAACUUUCCGAUUCUCGCGCCUUCGUUCGUUUCUGCGGACCAGCGGAGACUCCUCCACACUGCCCACCGCCCAAUGAUCCCACAGCCGCAAACCGCCCCAAAGCCAGCGCCGAAAGCCGAAGCCGGAAGCCCCGCCCCACGCAGGGCCCGCCCGAACGUUCCCGUUCCUGGGCCGCCAUUGGCCAAGUCUGAACGGCCGCACGUCGAGGCUCCUUAUGGGAAAUGUAGUUCACGGCCCGCUUCAGGAGCUAGCGGCGCCCUCCCUUAUCGCCUUGGCAACGACCCAGCCGCGCCGCGAGGAGAGCCGGGAAUGGAGGUCGUGGCGUGAGGGGCGCCGAGCGAGGGGAGGCGCGGGCCACGGGAGUUCCGGCGUUGCCCGGCAGUCCGCAGUCCUCGGCGGGAAGGCUGUCCCGGCGCCUCAGGCAGCUCUGCGUGGGCCGGGGUGACUUCCUCGCGAUCCCCUGCGCCAGGUGAAGGGCAGGGACCCUUGCCGCGCCUUCCACGCGCCGUGCCCCACCGGCGAGUGGCUCCAUCUUCCUCAGACUUGUCGCUCGCGGACAGGCGCCGUGGGUCUCCCGGGCCUCCGUACGGUCCUCCUUCCCAGCGGCUCCGGGAAGCGGUUCCCUGUCUUCGGACGCAUUUCACCCGCGCGGGGAGAGCUUCCCGGGAAGGUUCCACGGCGGCCGAGGGUUUCCGCGCCCGGGACGCGUUUCGGCUGAGGCCGUGGGUCCAGGCCACGGGUUCUGCCCGCACGGUCCAAUGGCCGGGGAGGCGGAGGGCUUGGUGAUGUUUGAGGAUGUGACGGUAUAUUUCUCCAGGGAGGAGUGGGGGCUCCUUAAUGUGACCCAGAAGGGCCUAUACCGGGAUGUGAUGCUGGAGAACUUUGCACUCGUUAGCUCACUGGGACUUGCACCUUCAAGAUCCCCUGUGUUUACCCAGCUGGAGGAUGAUGAACAGUCAUGGGUGCCCAGCUGGGUGGAUGUGACUCCAGUCAGCAGAGCAGAAGCCAGGAGAGGUUUUGGUCUUGAUGGUUUGUGUAGAGUGGAGGAUGAGAGAGCCCAUCCUGAGCAUCUAAAGAGCUACAGAGUCAUCCAGCACCAGGACACUCAUAGUGAGGGGAAACCAAGAAGGCACACUGAGCAUGGGGCAGCCUUCCCACCUGGUUCCAGUUGUGGGCAACAGCAAGAAGUCCAUGUGGCAGAGAAGCUGUUCAAAUGCAGUGACUGUGGGAAGGUGUUCUUAAAGGCCUUUGCCCUCCUUGACCAUCUGAUAACGCAUUCUGAAGAGAGACCCUUCAGAUGCCCAACAGGCAGAAGUGCUUUCAAGAAGAAGUCAGCUCAUAUUAACCCCCGAAAAAUUCACACUGGAGAAACAGCCCAUGUGUGUAAUGAAUGUGGGAAGGCCUUCAGUUACCCGUCUAAGCUGAGGAAACACCAGAAGGUUCACACAGGCAUAAAACCUUUUAAGUGUAGUGACUGUGGUAAAACCUUCAACCGCAAAGACGCACUUGUUCUACACCAGAGGAUUCACACUGGAGAAAGGCCUUACGAGUGCAGCAAAUGUGGUAAAACCUUCAGUGUUCUGUCUACCCUCAUUCGGCACCGGAAAGUGCACAUUGGAGAAAGGCCCUAUGAGUGUACAGAAUGUGGGAAGUUCUUUAAAUAUAAUAAUAGCUUCAUUCUUCACCAGAGAGUUCACACUGGAGAAAGGCCUUUUGAAUGCAAGCAAUGUGGGAAAGGCUACGUGACCCGUUCAGGCCUCUAUCAGCACUGGAAAGUCCACACUGGGGAACGGCCCUAUGAAUGUAGCCUGUGUGGGAAAACCUUCACUACCAGAUCCUACCGCAAUCGGCACCAGCAGUUCCACACUGAAGAGAGGUCUUAUGAAUGUACAGAGUGUGGGAAAGCCUUCAAACAUAGUUCCACCCUCCUUCAGCACAAGAAAGUCCAUACUCCAGAAAGGUGUCAGGAGGACAGGGCACAUGGGAAAGUCGUUAGCUGCUAGCACCGUGUUCAUCAGGAAAGGUCUUAUUCCAGAAAGGAGGUUGAGGAGAGUGGCCGUGAGAGUGCCAUCCGAAAGAAGCUAAACCUUGCACAUCCCAACACCCACCCCAGGGAGAGUUCCCGUGUGUGCCUGGUGUGUGGGACGCUUUCGGGAGCCACAUUGCACUCUGACUUGCCUGGGGCUGUUGGCAGUGUCACAUCACUGAGUUUAUCCACUGCCAUCCACCUCUAUCCACCCCAUAAGGUCCCUACAGCAGACCUUGUGCUCCUUGCUCUAAACAGUAGAGAAUCAUUAAUAGUGGAGCCCAAAACAGGCCUCAUUCCCUACCCUUGACUAGUUUAGCUGUGGACAUGACCCACCUCUGGCCAGAGGAGCUGAGCUGGUAUCUGCUGGGGGCUUCCUGGGAAGGUUUACCAUUUUCAUGGAAAUGGUUGACAUUACACAUGGUAUUUGUCAUGCCCUAGCAUGGACUGUCUCAUACUGCUCUGGACUGUGUGGUAAUAAAGGCUUUAUUGUUUAA
Molecule: messenger RNA, 2578 nt
Organism: Pan troglodytes (chimpanzee)
Lineage: Eukaryota; Metazoa; Chordata; Mammalia; Primates; Hominidae
Gene: ZNF584
Product: zinc finger protein 584
Exons: 4
Coding region: 814-2058 (414 amino acids)
Biological process (GO): regulation of transcription by RNA polymerase II
Cellular component (GO): nucleus
Molecular function (GO): DNA-binding transcription factor activity, RNA polymerase II-specific; RNA polymerase II cis-regulatory region sequence-specific DNA binding
Source: RefSeq, a predicted model, not a curated record